Molecule: messenger RNA, 1473 nt
Organism: Helianthus annuus (common sunflower)
Lineage: Eukaryota; Viridiplantae; Streptophyta; Magnoliopsida; Asterales; Asteraceae
Product: probable serine/threonine-protein kinase PBL28
Exons: 2
Coding region: 1-1323 (440 amino acids)
Biological process (GO): protein autophosphorylation
Cellular component (GO): plasmodesma; plasma membrane
Molecular function (GO): transmembrane receptor protein tyrosine kinase activity; ATP binding
Source: RefSeq, a predicted model, not a curated record
AUGUCACUUGAAGAAAUUAUUCAUGCCACACAAAAAUUCCAUAAUGACAAUUGCAUCGGAGGAGGAGGAUUUGGAAGAGUCUAUAAAGGAGACCUUCAAGAUGGUGAUGGAUUUAAAACCAUUGCUGCAAAGCGAUUGGAUACGAGGUUUGGUCAAGGUGAACAACAAUUCUUGCGUGAGCUUCAAAUUCUUUUGGAUUAUAAGCACGACAAUGUCAUUAGCCUUCUAGGCUACUGUAAUGAAAAUGAUGAAAAAGUCAUUAUUUAUGAGUAUGCGUCUAGAGGAAGUCUUGAUAGAUAUUUGAAUGACGCUUCUCUUACAUGGGUGAAACGACUUAAUAUAUGCAUUGAUGUUGCAAGGGCGUUAGAUUUCCUACAUGGAGGAGUUGGAAAACAGGCAAAGGUGAUACAUAGGGAUAUUAAAAGUGCUAACAUUCUACUAAAUCAUGAUUGGAAAGCAAAACUUGCUGAUUUUGGUCUGUCCUUAAUAAGUCCAUUAAUUCAAGAAACGAGCUAUGUCAUUGAUCAUGCGUGGGGCACACCUGGAUACUUGGACCCACUUUACAAAAAAACAGGAUUCCUAACCAUAGAAUCUGAUAUUUAUUCAUUUGGCGUUGUUUUAUUUGAAAUUUUGUGUGGGAGAUCGACAUUUGCAAUCCAAAAACAUGAGGGCCACUAUUUACCGGAGUUCAUUAAAAACAUAUUUAUAGCAGGGAAGCAUGAUGAGGUGGUGUUCAAAAAAAUAAGAAAACAAAUCGUAACGAAAUCAUUGACUACAUUUCAAGAGAUUUCCUACCAAUGCUUACAUAACGAAAGGGAAAAACGGCCGACCGCUAAAGAAAUUUUAAGGGAACUUCAGAAGGCACUUGAGUUUCAAGUACAGUCCAUGGAUAAAGAUGAGGAAGGAUGUAGGGGACCAGAUUAUGCCACUCCGAUUGAAACAGUUGGGGACAUACAACACUUGUCCAACAAAUAUUCUGAAACUGGAAAGCAAGUUCAAGAUCCAGAGCUAUAUAAGCACAUAGAGCAGGAUCCUGUUUCUCCCACAAAUCAUAAAGCCACAAUUAUCCAUCCGGGAAGCAAGCAGAGGGUUCUAGACCACCUGAAACAGGAGGUGACACUCGGAGAGAAUCAGGUAAAACUGCUCAAGGAGGAGUUGAAGAAGGUGGAGAUGGCAAACAAGUCACGUUUGGCCCUCAUUCGAGCAUUGGAAGAAGAAGAAGAAGAAGAAGAAGAAGAAGAAGAAGAAGAAGAAGAAGAAGAAGAUGAUGAUAAUAAUGAUCAAGUUUGGUAUGAUGCUGGUGAUGAUUAUCUUCUGGCAUAAGUUUAGUAGUUUUUUUUAUAUGAGGCGUUCGUUGACUGAUUCGGUACUUAAAUUGUUUUAUUUUGCUCCUUCUCCCUGUAAAUCCUAACUUUAUGUCUAGAGUUCAAAAUAAUAACAUAUUGAUAGAUUUGUAGGUUUUUUCAACUAUGU